AUGGACAUAUCUGCGCUAGUGAACCAUGAUGGGGAAGCAGCGGUGCCACCGCGCCGUUCGUUCUCUCACCCCCAUUCCCUCUUUGCAUCUUCCCCCGUCACCCCAGCCGCGAAGCUUCCCACGCCGUCGCCUAAGACGAUUCAUAAGCAGAUGUCACCCAAGCGCAAGCGCAACGACCCAAAGCCAAUAUGGGCCUAUCGCGAGGGCGAAGAGCUGCCGCCGGAGCUCAAGGCGCUUGAGGAACAGCAACGCAAGCAGUCGCGUCCGCCUCCACCACAACCCACCCUAUCGUCUGCACCUGCCGUCCAGCCGCCGCAUGUCGUCCACGCGCAACCCGCGCCUGCCCAUCCUCCACAGCGACAACACUCCUCGCCCAUGGUCGAGCGGAAUGGACCUCCGUCCAGUGACGCUAGAGUGACGCCACCCUUUGAGCGCCCCAUCUCCGACGCUGCAUUCAUCUACGACGACGUGUCGCACCAUGUAUGCGAGUUUAUAUGGACCACUGCCGUGAAUAAUGAAAUGGUGCGCAAAGCCAUCUCGGACCCCAGGGUCCAGCUGGAAGUAGAGGCGCGUUGGGGCCAGAUAAUAGACACGCAGAGCAGCCAGCGCCUGCGAGGCUUCUGGCGCACUGAAACCGUGCUGAACACUGAAGCCAUCCAAGUCAAGUUUGAAAGUACUAUGACGGCGCUGCAGCAUCAACGCAUGAAUAUGUAUCUCAACACGCAGGUCCGGCACUCCAAACAGCCCAGCUCUUCGCGUCCAGCUAUAGAUUACCGGCAUACGUACGAGACGGACUUGUUCUAUGAGCUCGACCAGGAGGGAUUUCUUAAGUUGAACCCCAUUGUCCAGCAGCUCAUCAACCAGUCCGGCUCCCGCCAGCGCGUCCGCGUAACCCGCGAUAAGAACACGGGCGAAUUUCUACGAGCCAUCAUAAAGCACCGCAUCGGCAACCUUGAGGUGAGCUCGCCCAAGACAGAGUGGGAUUACCGCAUCGGCAUCAACUUGGAAAUCGACUUUCCGGGUUCCGUUGAAAGCCUGAAGCCCGCCGUCGAGGGGGGCAAGACGGUCGAGUCUAUGAAGCGACAGAAAGACCGCAUGUCUUACUCGUGGUUGGGCGCAUACCAAGUUGAUCUGACUCAAGUCACACAAGGACCCAGCAAGAAUCACGAGCUGGAGUUGGAGCUGACUUCGGACGUGCUCAUAGCAGAAGCAGACAAGGCGCGGAGGAACGAGGCAAACAGGUACGAGAGCCUGAUCAACGGUAUGAUGAACAACUUGCGAGUGCUUUCGCGAGAGAUCACAGGCCCCCCUGGGGCUUGA
This is a messenger RNA of Pyrenophora tritici-repentis Pt-1C-BFP, 1320 nucleotides long. RefSeq names its product mRNA-capping enzyme subunit beta. Gene Ontology annotation, biological process: 7-methylguanosine mRNA capping; polynucleotide 5' dephosphorylation. Gene Ontology annotation, cellular component: mRNA capping enzyme complex. Gene Ontology annotation, molecular function: polynucleotide 5'-phosphatase activity. NCBI's taxonomy places the organism in Eukaryota, Fungi, Ascomycota, Dothideomycetes, Pleosporales, Pleosporaceae. The record is from RefSeq and is a predicted model, not a curated record.